UAUGGAUUUUGAUAAAAUUGAAGCUUCUGUUUCAAAGAAUUUGGCACUUAACAUAUGCAUCCGAAGUCUUGAUUUAAAUAAGGCUCCGGUGGAUGUUUUAAGCUUAUGGUUAAAAAAACUGCUAAGGGCUUAUAUAAGCGCACCGCAUUGUGAUUUAACCGACGUUUUCAAGUCUAUGCACGAGUGGUUUCAAAGGCUAAAAGAACAAGCUGUCUAUGGGGAUAUUAUUAAUAUACUAGUAGAUGCAAUAGAAUUUGCCGAUUGGGCUAAUAAUCUGCUGCUAAAUGCUGAGGAGACCUUGGUGCAUACUGCAUCCUAUUUUCUGCUAGCCAUCGUACAUUGCAUUCUGCAGUUUUACGUAGAACAUAAUAUUCAGGACUUGAAAGAGCAUUUGCCGAAUGCAAUCAAAUUACACUUGCUAGUGAUUUCCUUACUAAAAGAAGUUACAGCACGUUCUGUGAAAGUAAACGAUGGUCGAGUUACUAUUUUAAUCAGGCAGUUAUGCGAAAUCUGCGAAUUAUUGAGCACGAAAAUCAUUCACAUGACUGUGUUUCUUAAAACCAGUAAGAUCAUGACCUAUAUCUGCAUUCAUUACUGCCGGCUCAGUGAAUAUGAAAGUAAUCCCGAAUGGUUAAACGAAACACAACUACACUUGUGCGACACAGUGCUUAAUAACUUAGAAACUAUUAAAAAGAAGGAAACGCUGACUGUUUCACUUGAGAAAGUUGAAGAUUUUUUGAAAAUGACUCAGGCGUAUUUAAUAAUGCUACACAACAUCUUUAGCACUGGUGUUAAGAAUGUGGAGGAAUCCGUUUUGGAAGUCCUUUUAGCGGUAUUAAUGGGCGGAGAUACCAAACCAACGCAUGAUCUGGGAAAAGACGUUCCAGCACUUUUGAAUAAGUUUGUUCGAUUGCCUACAAUGAAAAUUUUUGAGCUGAUCUAUCACGUUGGCGCGUUUCAAAAGUACAUGCUUGAUGCCUUAUCUCAGCCAGAGGCGUCUACGAUUGAUUUUUUUCAACUAUGUUUGGAUUUUGUCACUGUCGUCAUAAUGGACGAUAAAAUAAUAACGCCAUCUACUUGUGAGACUGUGCAGAUGGUAUUUGAAUUUGUUUUUAAAGACGAGUGGCAAUUCAUAAAUCGAAAGCACUAUGAUCGCAUCAUUGAGGCAUAUGGCACAUUGGUUUAUGUAGGAAACUCUUUGCAAUUGUGCAACUAUUUUUGCGCUGGAGUUUUUCAAGACGAUGUCCUCAAAUCGCAAGCUUCUGCCGAUGUCCUGCUUUGCAGCUUCAAAAUAGUGGAGGCGAACAAUGGUUGGAACAAUGGUAGAAUGCAGCCAGCCAUUGAUUAUUGGAACCAAUGCAAUAAUUCCUAUGCAAUGUGGUCACACAAUUGCAGUCAGUGGCAUGUGCGACGCAUUUUGAAUUAUUUGUAUACAAUCAAAAUAUCAAAUCAACUGCCAAUGUUCAAUUUAAACAACUAUAGGCUUCUCCGAUGCAUCUCGGCAGGCAGUGACGGUGGAAAAAGUAAAGUGUUGGUGGAAGGUCUACAAAAACUAUCAAUGACGCCAAUAAAACAAGCUGAACAAUAUUAUGAGAUGAUUGCACUUGUAGAGAUUUUAAUUGUGCACAAAAUUGGGCAGAGGGACUUAAAGAUCUUGGAACAAUCGUUAAUUAAACUUAAGAGUCUUCUGGAAAGCGACAAGUGCAUACUUCUGAUUAAUGUGAUUGCAAAGCUGGCUUUGAAAUCGAAUCGAUUCACGCAGUUUGGCGUGUUGCAAAAAUUUGCACGCACUGCUGCUGUUGCAAGCUGGCAUUUUCAAAAGUUUAUCCAUAAAUGCCGACAUUCUGACAAUGAAACCCUAAAGUCUUUGUCCUCAGAUGUGGUUGUGCAAAAAACUGACUGCACUACAUUGUUGGACACACUGCUUAAUUCGGAAAACCGUUGCUACAAUAACAAAGGCGUAGACAAUAUGUACAGAAAAUUAUGCUAUACGCGGAGUCGAAACCAUCGCUGCAACAAAUCCUGUUUAAAGCGCAAGCGGGACACCAUUACACCCAAACAUAUAAUCAAUGAGCUUUACACCAAAUCGGUGGAGCUCGAUCAGUGCGACGCACAGUCUCUCGAUCGCAUGGAUAAGGAGAAGCUGAAAAGCAUAAUAACCAAUAUUCAACGAUAUUUGCAAGAGUAAAUUUUAGUAUAUUUAUAUAUGUAUAUGUAUGUGUUAUGUAGUAUUAGGCGUUAAAAAAAUAAUCAGACACAUCCUCUCGAUUUA
This is a messenger RNA of Scaptodrosophila lebanonensis, 2272 nucleotides long. RefSeq lists its product as uncharacterized. NCBI's taxonomy places the organism in Eukaryota, Metazoa, Arthropoda, Insecta, Diptera, Drosophilidae. The record is from RefSeq and is a predicted model, not a curated record. The transcript has 8 exons. Bases 2 to 2188 code for a protein of 728 amino acids.